AUGAACAGGUUACCAGCACCUACCUGCGAGGAGAGGAAACCGGGCGUUGGUUCCUCAGCUGCAGACCCCCAAACCUCGCUGGAGCCCCCCUCCACCGACGCGGGCCUCUGCUGCGGCCCUGGCGCGCUGCUGGGGCCCCACAACUGUUUCCCGGCGCAGCCGUGCUACCCGGCGUACGCAUACCACUACGACCUGAGCGGGGCCGUUCCCGGCGGCGCGUACGCCGUUCCGAAGGAGGAAUAUCCUUACGUGCACGGCGCGUGCCCGUCACCACUGCAGGACAGCGACACACACAGGAACAGAGAAACAGAGACUUGCCCAAGUUUAGAUUUUAGAAUUGGUCUCAUUAAUUUUUCAGGGAAAGAAGAACCAGAAGUGGAAGUCCGAAUGGUGAAUGGAAAGCCCAAGAAGGUGCGCAAACCCCGGACCAUCUAUUCCAGCUACCAGCUGGCCGUCCUGCAGAGGAGGUUCCAGUCGGCUCAGUACCUGGCGCUGCCAGAACGGGCCGAGCUGGCUGCACAGCUGGGGCUCACACAGACCCAGGUUAAAAUUUGGUUCCAGAAUCGUCGCUCCAAGUUCAAGAAGCUCUACAAGAAUGGAGAAUUUCCUCUGGGAGACAUGCGUCUAGAAAACAGUCCAGAUGCCAGCGACCCCAUGGCCUGCAACUCCCCCCCCUCCCCAGCGGUGUGGGACAACAACAGCAGCAGCAGAACAGUGAUGGAUCCUCCCAUCAGGCCACAGGACACCUACCAACCCCAGAUCAACCUGUCCCCCACUCACAUGGAGAGCUACACACACCACAACUGGUACCAGCAGCAGGGGGGGCAGUUAGGUUUGCCCCAACCGGAGCACACACAGCAUGACCGUCCCGCAGUGCCUCCACAUAUGGGUGCAGUCUGCUGAAACAUCUGAAGUGGAGCAGUCACUUUGCCCCCCCGUUCAGCCGUAAAACUGAUUGAUGGGGGUUGGUAGCUGCUUCCAGGCUGUUUCUGUGGAUCUAUAGUCUGAAAUGUCAACACAUGUAUGAACAAACAUUCCCUUUCAUGUUCUCAUUCUGAAUCGGAUCUUUGUAGAAUUUUAAACAACGGAGGUUCUCAGGUUCAGGACAGAGCAGUGUUGGGAGUAACUUAUUACAAAAGGACUGUAUGCCAGUAAAAUAUGACUGUUUGUUCUAAUUAUGUACUGGAAGGUAUUACAUUUGAGUUUUCAGGAAUAUUUCAUGUAAGUGGGGUAUUACAACAGACCAAAAAUAUUUGUUUUGUGUUUUUUAGCAAUAAAAUGAGACGAGAACAA
This is a messenger RNA of Oryzias latipes (Japanese medaka), 1293 nucleotides long. The record is from RefSeq and is a predicted model, not a curated record. Lineage: Eukaryota; Metazoa; Chordata; Actinopteri; Beloniformes; Adrianichthyidae.